CUUGCCAAAGGGGCUGGAGCUGUCUCACGGGGCUGCCGCCUGCAGAACCAUGGGGACAGGGCUACGCAGCCAGUCCUUGCGAGGACCACGGCCCUCCUACGGCAAGCUCCAGGAGCCCUGGGGGAGGCUCCCGGGAGGCCGACCGCGGCGGGCGCUGAGCCUCAGGCAGGGCCGUGAGAGGUCCAGGUCCCCAGAUGGAGGCCCAGAAAGGCUGGACACCCCCAGUCAGGAGUGGCUGCCAGGGGGUCUGGGGGACACGGAGCAGCUGAUCGAAGCUCAGCAAGAAGGCAGCCAGCGGUGGCUGAAGCAGUAUCAGCAGAAGAUAAAGAGGAGGUGGGCGAGCUUUGUCACCAGCUUCCCCAGCGUGACCCUGAGCCGGGCGGCCUCCCCACCGCCCCUGCUGGGCACCACUGGCUAAGGAUGCUAGAAGCGGUGGGGGCCCUGGUUUGCUGCGCCCGGACGAGAGGGCCGUGCCUGCUGACCUACCUCUUGGCGCCCUCUGGACGGUGGAUGGGGCGCCCUCUUCCACGUGGACGACGCCGGCCUUCCUUAGUCAAGGCCUCUGCCACCAGAACAGAGUUCAGUGAAGCCAGACCCAUGGCUGAGAGGCUCUGGCACCUUACCUGGUCCCUGGGCCGGCCCCGCUCCCCUCUCACCAGUUGUACUGGUGGGCGGGGCGGGGGGGCCUCUCUCCUGGACCGUGAGCCCAUCCCAGGGGCAAGGACCACCUCCAGGCAGUUCUCAACGCCGCACUCUGUGGCUGAAAGCCCCAGACUGUAUUGUCGCUUG
Messenger RNA from Phacochoerus africanus (Common warthog), 789 nucleotides. It is a transcript of the gene C4H11orf86, whose product is annotated as chromosome 4 C11orf86 homolog. The record is from RefSeq and is a predicted model, not a curated record. The coding region runs from base 50 to 418 and encodes 122 amino acids. The transcript has 2 exons. Lineage: Eukaryota; Metazoa; Chordata; Mammalia; Artiodactyla; Suidae.